ACCAUUCAAAAAGAAUCAAAGUCCUCAGAGGAGCUCUGCUGUUGGAGUAAAGCAGCUCUUAUACCAUGAUUCCACUCUUCUUUCUCACAGCUCUGCUGCUUUGGCCCGACACAAUUCAUGCAUUUCGCAGCGCACUGAAUGAUUUCCAGCGAUCCGAGGGGAGAGAGCUGGUCCUGAAAUCCUGGAACGUCAACCGUCUGACUGAACUUCCGGGAAUCACUUUGGAGGAUUGUGCUAAACGCUGCACAGAGAGUCCAGAAUGCAGAGCUUUCAGUUAUGAGUUUCGUCCGUCUUUGGUGUGUAAACAUCUGCCCUGGGUGGGCGACAGAGACAAUGCAGACGUCAAGAGAAACGUGAACUGUGACCUUUAUGAGAUGAAAGUCUAUGUAAGGAAGUGCAUUGUGGGUAAAGGAGAAGACUAUCGAGGGAAAGUGUCGACGACUAAGAGUGGACGAACAUGUCAACAGUGGUGGUCCAAAUUCCCUCAUGAUCACAGAUGGACUCCGUCUGCUACUAAUGGCCUGGAGCUGAACUAUUGCCGUAAUCCGGACGGCGACCCCAUUGGACCCUGGUGUUACACCACUGACCCUGAACGCAGAUAUGAGAGCUGCGACAUUCCCCAGUGCAAAGAUGAGGUGUGCAUCACCUGUAAUGGAGAAGACUACAGAGGUCAGGUGGAUCACACAGUGAGCGGUAAAGAGUGUCAGAGAUGGGACCAACAGUAUCCGCAUCAACACAUCUAUCAGCCAGAGAAGUAUCCUGAUAAAAGUUUAGAUGAUAAUUAUUGCCGUAACCCGGAUGCGUCUCCGGUGCCCUGGUGCUACACCACUGCCCCGACGAUGGAGAGAGAGAGCUGUGAUAUACGCAAGUGCCCUGAGUCUCCUAAGCGCCGUUUUCGCUCCAGCUACACCACUAAUUGUUUUCGGGGUCGUGGAGAGGAUUACAGGGGCAAAGUCAAUGAAACGACCUCUGGAAUCCCCUGUCAGCGCUGGGACGCCCAGAAACCACAUGAACACCCAUUUUUCCCCAAAACCUAUGAGUGCAAGGGUCUGGAGGAGAACUACUGCCGUAACCCGGACGGUUCAGAGGCGCCCUGGUGUUUCACGUCUCUCUCUGAGAUGAGGACGGCUCUCUGUCUGCAGAUCAAACGCUGUGCUGAUGACAUUGAGGCUGAAGAUUGCUAUAAUGAAAUCGGCAAAAACUAUCGGGGUGUUGUCCGCAAGACGCGUAAAGGUAUUCUCUGCCAGAAAUGGAGUGUCAAUACACCUCACAAAACCAAGAUAAACCCCAAAACACACCCAGAGGCCAACCUGACCGACAACUACUGCAGGAACCCUGACGGUGACCAUCACGGGCCCUGGUGCUACACCACUGACCCCAAGACUGAGUUUGACUACUGUGCCAUCAAGCAGUGUGCUGGAGAGAGAGUGCCAAUUAUUGGGCCAACAGCGGAGGUUGUGUUUAACGAGUGUGGGAAGCGGGACGACCGGACUGUGAAGAGCAGGUUAAGAAUAGUGGGCGGCACACCUGGAAACUCUCCCUGGACCGUCAGCCUUCGAGACCGGAAAGGAAAUCACUUCUGUGGAGGUUCUCUGGUCAAUUCCAAAUGGGUGAUCAGCACUAAACAAUGCUUCUCAUCUUGUUAUGUGGACCUCACAGGAUAUAGUACAAUGAUGGGCACCUUGUUCCGUGAUCCAAAGGAAGGUGAACCAGACAGACAAACUAUUUCUCUCACCAAGAUCGUCUGUGGUCCUUCUGAAUCCCACCUGGUCAUGCUUCAGCUAGAAACUCCUGCCCAGUUUAAUGAGCGCGUGUCUCAAAUAUGUCUUCCUCCUGAGCGAUACAUCGUUCCAGAUGGAAUCAUCUGUGAAAUCGCUGGUUGGGGAGAAACAAAAGGAAAGGGGGAUGAGACUGUACUGAAUGUGGCUCAGAUGCCUGUACUGAGCAAUAAAGACUGUAACCUGUAUUUCAAGGGCCAUGUCCGUGAGAAUGAGAUGUGCACCAUGCCCUUCGUGGCCGGAGUUGGUGCCUGUGAGAGAGACUACGGCGGCCCUCUGGCCUGUCAGAACAGCGACUGUUGGGUCCUAGAAGGAGUGAUCAUACCAAUGCGCCGCUGUGGACACGCCGGCCAACCAAACAUCUUCAUCCGUGUGUCUUUUUAUGUGGAUUGGAUCAAGAAGGUCAUGGAGAUGACCUGAUGACAGAACAACUCGUAUCAUAACACACAACAUCUUUUACCAGACGUUUCAUACUGCUCAAUCUUCUAUAUGCUAAAAUAUAAAUAUAUUAGGUAGACGGAAUGUAAUAUACGUAAAAAUACUGUGUUUUAUAAGAUUAUGUUUGCUUUUUGUAUCAUUCUGAAUUUGGGGUUUAAUUUACAUAUGUAUGCUUUCAUUUGUGGAACAUAGAUAUACAGGUGCACAUACUUUUACACUAAAACGGAAUAUAGAAUGAAGUAGAUUUUAUUAUGAAUAAAACAUUCAAAAUUC
Sinocyclocheilus rhinocerous is the source of this 2489-nucleotide messenger RNA. RefSeq names its product hepatocyte growth factor-like protein. Gene Ontology annotation, molecular function: receptor tyrosine kinase binding; serine-type endopeptidase activity. Lineage: Eukaryota; Metazoa; Chordata; Actinopteri; Cypriniformes; Cyprinidae. The coding region runs from base 66 to 2198 and encodes 710 amino acids. The record is from RefSeq and is a predicted model, not a curated record. Gene Ontology annotation, biological process: regulation of receptor signaling pathway via JAK-STAT; proteolysis. The transcript is spliced from 18 exons.